CAGUAGGCGGGGCUUAUUCCUAACAAGGAUACGUUUUACUCUUAGCUUAAAUCGGCUCUGUCACACUCAGAAAAAGCAGCUGUCACACCGUGUGCUGCAGUUAAAUCGUUUGUUUUCGGAGUUUUAGACAAUGUCUAACCACGGAUGAAGUAGUCUGGCGAUUCAAAUCCGUUUUCAGCUGCUUGUUUUCACCAAGGUUUUAUUUUUAAACACCGACCGAGCAGUGACUCUGCAUGGAGCAGCCGAAGACGCAGCGUCGGGACUUCCCUACUCCACAGCCUGCAGGCGGGGAGUCACCGAUGCGUUUGACCAUCACUUCAACAACCGGCUGCCCGGUGGAGCUCAGCGUCCAGCGGGGAGAGACUGCGGAGGGGCUGAGGAAGCUCAUCUCCCAGAAACUGGGGCUGCAGACAGACAGAAUCAUAGUGGUGCACAAAGACAGCCACCUGACUGCAGGGACACUGCUGGAGCAGGGUGUGACAGAUGGCAGCAGGCUGACUCUAGUCCCAGUUAUUGAAACUGGUUCAGCAAGUUCAACUAGAGAGAGGACAGUGAUGGACACGUUGGAGAGCUUAACUGAAUCCCAGAUAGAGGACUUCCUUUUGGGGCGCCUGCCUCUGACCCUCAGCCUCGGAGCCGGCGCCCACACAAUGUAUGUGCAGCUCCARCUGUCGCAGAAGGUCGGGGAGCUCCAGGGGAACACGGACUCAGUGGUUCAGACCACAUGCAAGCCUCAAACUGCACAGGCGAACAAUGGGAACCUCUUUGAGGCGUCCUCUGCAGGGUCCUCCUUAGGAUUCACCAGCCCACAGACUUCCUCUCCGCCCUCGCCCUCGGAUCGCUCUGCAUCCUCCCUCCAACGUAGCACACAGAAACCCAGAACUUCCUUUAUCUCGUCCACAUGCGUAGCACCUGAGCGCUGCAUCGAUCCUCCGUUAGUGCGUCGCUCACAGUCUGACUGCAAACCUGCUUUCCCUUUGGACUCUACACAUCCUCCAAAUCUACCUCCUGCAGCUACACCAGUCUGUUCAUCCAGACCUAGCAGUUCUSAACCAGGACCAACUUCAGCCUUCAUAGAGGGAGAUGUUCCUGCACAUAAGUCACAGCCUCCAGGGGCGGUCAUUGACAGCGUCGUGAGUCACUUUCCAGGCGUCUUCUCUGGGACGUUUUCUGGGACUCUGGCCCCGUGCAGUCAUGGAGGCAUCAGUCAUCCUCGUCGCGGCAUCGCCAUCAUUCUCCAAAUCCUCAACGACUUGCUCAGAGCUGCCUGCCACCACCAGGGGGCGCUGCUGCCUCCUUUAUGUAACGAGUGCACCGCCUCAAACCUUCCAGGCAGCCAUCUCACCGCAGAGGAUCCCUGCCUGGGAAGAAACAGACAACCCCCGACCCAAAGCACAGAGCGCAGCGGAGGGGAUGAGAGUCAGACGCUUCACUCCUCUGAAGAGAAUAAGACAAUGCACUGCAAGAUGGAGCGGCUGCAGCUUCUGAUGCAUCAGAGGCGUCGCCAGAGGCGGAUUCGUAGGUGUUCUCUCCUCCAUGGAUUCGCUCAGCCAAACCAGCACCGGCUCCACCGUUCCUAGUGUACGCAAGCCGCUCACUGUGAUUUCUUCUUGUAGCUAUUUGAACAGAAGGAAGGAAUUUUCUUAAUAUGCAGUGCAUAAAACCAGAGCAGGUUUUUUUUUUUUCUGUUCCUAGUGAGAUUUAUCAGUAGCUCUUGAGUAGCAAGAGCUACUAAAGAAAAACGUAUAAGCUUUAUGGAGAUGACUCUUAAUGUAGCAUAAUAAUACAGAAAGUUGUUUUUUUUAUUUCUCUGUUCUACAUUCAUUUAGAGGUUAGUUACUGUGAGCAGAAACAAAACAACUUAUGAUUAAGAGGGUUUCUGUUCUCAGCUCUGUGGGUUUUGGGGGCUUGUUAUUCUCUGGACAUAAAAACAAAUAGCAAAUCAACCUUGAAAAUGAUGCAGGACUAUGUCGUUUUUAACUCAUGAGUUGUGCCUUACAACAACAUGCAGUAUUUACAGAUGGUCCUCCUAGUUUUCCUUCUCCACCAGUAAGACUAUCCCCAGCUCAUGAAAUAUACAUUAUGUUUUCCUCCUCAUCCUUAAAGGGAUAUUUUAGGAUUUUGAAAUUGAGGGUCUUUAAAAGGUUUUACUAUCUCAACUGAAGUUGAUAACCCUUCUUACUUAGUAUAAUCUUUGCAAACUUGCUUUCAAAUAACACCAGGAUUAUGUGUGCAGGUUAGAGCACACAUAAUCGGGCAGUCUAGAGCCUUACUGAAAUCCCUAAAAAAAAGGGAUUAAUCAACAAAGAAAUUGAUUAAUAUUAAAAUAUUCUUAUAUUCCUAACAAGCCUCAGUGGUCGUUGUUACUGUAGGACAUGAUAUUUUCACAAUUAAAAAUAACGACAGAAAAUAUUCUGAAAAUUCUGCUUGUUUUAUUUCUGAAUAUCUGGUGGAAAUCUCCUUGAAUAUGAUCAUUGAGUAUGUGUUUGUGCAUAAAAUAAGCAGAUUUUUAGUUUCUAGCUCGUUGAAAAUGCUUCUUUUUUUUUUUUAAAGUCGUUUAUGUUCUGUAAUCAGAACGUGUUUCAGGAGGAUCAUUGGUGGCGCACCGCCUCCAGCCUACGCUGCUUGUGUCCAUCAGCUUCUUUGCAAAUAACCACUUGAUGGCUUGACAUUUCAUAUGAGCGUUUGCAUAAACUUCUACCACCUUUAUGAGAUUUGAGUACUUUUAAGAUAGAAGUCAACAUAUGUCGUGGCUCCUCUUGGGCCAGUAUUAGGUUCAGCCUCCAGGUCUGUCUAAUCUGAUUAUUGAAUGAAUACUAGAAGGGUUGUAUUAUAUUCUCCUCAAAAAAAUAAAAGGACCACUUAAGUGUUCACUUUAUUUUUUUGAGCAGUGUAUAUUUAUAAUAUAUUAGCAGCUCAAAACCUUUGAAGGCAUCUUUAGUUUUAAAAUCUUGAAUUAUCCCUUAAAAUAUGCAUCGAUAUGUCUGUGUUGGUUUCCGGUUCACCUCCACGCUGUAAUUCCUGUAAUGUGAACGACACAGUCCAAACACUGUGACUUGUCUUGUUUGGCAUACUGUUCUGUAAAUUUKAUGUAAAUAUUCUACUUAGUGAUGUAUUCUGAGUUAAGUUUAUCUGUGAUUGGACGAGAUCAAUGUAUUUGAUCAGGYGACUUACCUCUUUCAUGUUUAUUAAAGAGUGUGCCUCUUACAACUGACCACAACUCUAAGCAAUAUAUUGCCUUAUCAUGAAUGUUAAGAGUCUGUGUCAUCUUUGGAGAAUAUUCCCUUUAAAAAUGAAGAAGAGCAUAUAAACAACAAUGAAAGCAGAGACUUAAUAAAACCUUGAACAGAC
Molecule: messenger RNA, 3351 nt
Organism: Poecilia reticulata (guppy)
Lineage: Eukaryota; Metazoa; Chordata; Actinopteri; Cyprinodontiformes; Poeciliidae
Product: midnolin
Cellular component (GO): nucleus
Molecular function (GO): protein binding
Source: RefSeq, a predicted model, not a curated record